CUGACAUCUUUCACAUUCACGUACAUCGUUCUGUCUGUUGUAGUUCUGAGUUCUGUAGGCUGGAUAAGGUUUUUGGUAUUUUUCUGUAGAGGUAGAGUGCAAUUAAUGGAGGUUUAAAGUUUUAUUAACUAAGUACCUCUUUUUAAACCAGAAGAACAUGUCUGAUGAAGGAGGUCCUAACGUAAAAAGUCUUCGUGAUUUUCGGUAUCAAAAGAAACCGCUACUUACACAAGAUGGUCUCAGUCUCAGUUCUUCUCCAUCAUCUGAAUCGAGACCCCGAAGUCGAAUUUUGCCAGUCUCGUCGGAUUCAGAUACCGAAACUGAAACAACAACCAAAACAAUACACCCUGAAACAGCAACCAAAACAACUGAACCUGCAAAUAUAGCACAACCUGCCCCUACAACAACAACCACAACAACUGAUCCUGUGAAUACGGCAGAGCCCCCACAAAAUGAAAUAAUUUCUGAAAUGAAAUGGAGCGAAGUGGAUACAUCAGUAUCCACUGAUUCAGUGGCCAAUUCAAGUCUAGCCCAGAAAAGUGAUACAGUAUCUAACGCAGCACAACAGUCAGUGCCACAGCCAGUCACUCCUGUCCAAGUUGCUAAUAACAGCAUUGUUACUAUGAAAUUCAAUGGUUCCUAUACACCGAGGACUACAAAGAAUCCUUCGGUUUUAGAGAAGGAAAAGCAAAUGAAGUUUUUGUUGGAAAUAUUUCCCAAUUUAGAUGCUAUGAAAAUUCAUAACUGUCUUUCCAAACACAGUUUCAAUACAGAUGCAGCUGCUGCAGAAUUGUCAAAGUUUUACAACAAACCUGUUGACCAUGCUUACACAGACUGGAGACAGGAUCACGACAAGAAGAUAGAAGAAGCCAAGAAAUAUGAAUUGGCCAAUACCCAACUGUUUAUUAGAAAUGUUCAGCAAACUCAACAAAACCAACAAAUUCAACAAACUCAACAAACUCAACAAAACCAACAAAUUCAACAAACUCAAGGUGUUAAAAGGGAACAAGAGGACCAGUUAAAAAAGAAGAAAGUAAAACGAAAGAAAACUUAUGAUAGUGAUGACAGUACUGGAAAUCAGGAGUAUAAAGAUGACAAAGUGUUUGAUAGCGACGAAGAUUCAGACGUAGAAAUUAGUUAUGAACUGACAGGUGAUAGGAAAAAAGUAUUUGACUUUUUCCAGAGCGCUACUCUCAAUGAAUUGCAAUUGAUUAGCACUUGUUCCAAGAAGAAAGCAGAAGCUAUUGUAGAUUUACGACCGUUUGCUGACUGGAAAGAUCUGAUAACGAAAAUAGAGAACAGCAAGAACUUGGGUGGAGAUUUACUCAAUUAUGGCCAAGAAGUGAUUCACACUCGAAAUAACGUUAAGCAUUUAAUGAAGAAAUGUACAAAUCUGGCACAGCAAUUAGAGAGAGCUGUGGCUGCGGGGGCCGGUGUUAAGGAGCAGCCUAGUAUAUUAUCCUCGUCUCUAAAACUCACGAGUUAUCAAAUGGUAGGCUUGAAUUGGUUAGCGGUGUUGUAUUCUCAAGGCGUCAACGGCAUCUUGGCGGAUGAAAUGGGGUUGGGAAAAACGGUACAAAUUAUAGCGUUCCUCGCCCACUUAAAAGAGACUGGAGCUGCUACCAGUACUCACCUGGUUAUAGUGCCUUCGUCAACACUAGAUAAUUGGAAAAACGAAUUUGCAAGAUGGUGUCCCCAAUUGCGAGUAUUUAUGUAUUACGGAAGCCAAGAUGAACGACGGCAGUUCAGAAUUGACUUAUCUAAAGGGAUGCUAGCUGAGUUCGAUGUCAUACUCACAACGUAUACGCUGGUUGGAAAUAGUUCAGAAGAGAGAAAAAUGUUCCGAGUGACAAGGAUGCAUUAUGUAAUCUUCGAUGAAGCACAUAUGUUGAAAAAUAUGAAUACUCUUCGGUAUGAAAAUUUAAUUAAGAUAAACGCUAAACAUAGGAUACUGUUAACCGGCACUCCGUUACAAAAUAAUUUAUUAGAACUAAUGUCGCUGUUGAUAUUUGUGAUGCCGAAUAUAUUCGCUGAAAAAACGGUGGACUUGAAAAACUUAUUCCAAAAAAAUUCUAAAAAAGCAGAAGACGACUCUCUACCUACCUUCGAAAAGGAGCAAAUUGAACAAGCCAAAAGAAUUAUGAAACCUUUCCUUUUGCGAAGACUGAAAUGUGACGUCCUUCGGGAUCUUCCCAAGAAAACGGACCACGUUAUCCACGUACCUAUGACCCCAACACAAAAAGAGAACUACGAACAAUUGGUGGCUUCCUACAAGAACGUUAACGCAAACGGCGAAAAUUCGUAUACCGGUAUGAGUAUUAUGACAGAUCUGAGAAAAUUGGCCAAUCAUCCUUUACUGAUGAGGUUCCAUUACGACCAAGAAAAGAUGGAGGAAAUUGCCAAUUUGUUAGCUUUAGAUCCAGGUUAUAAGGAUACCGUAGUACAAUAUAUUGUGGAAGAUUUGAUGUUCAUGUCUGACUUUGAAAUACACACCUUAGCCAUGGAAUUUGAGUGUUUAAGCAGAUUUCUACUGCCAGAUGAGUACAUGCUAGCCUCGGGUAAGUUCAUACAGCUCGACAAAAUGUUGGUAGAACUGAAGGAAAACAAUCAUAGAGUAUUAAUCUUCAGCCAGUAUGUUAUAAUGUUGAAUAUAGUGCAAGAAUAUUUAAGGAUUAGGAAUUAUAAGUAUAUGCGGCUAGAUGGAAGUACAGCCGUAAGUAUUAGGCAGGACCUUAUAAACGAAUUCACCGACGACCCCAGCUACUUCAUCUUCCUCUUAUCGACCCGAGCUGGAGGUCUAGGAAUCAACCUGACGUCCGCGGACACGGUCAUCAUACACGAUAUCGACUUCAAUCCGUACAAUGACAAACAAGCAGAGGACAGGUGUCACCGAAUGGGUCAAAGCAGGCCAGUUACAGUGUACAGGUUAAUUUCGCAAGGGACGAUCGAAGAGGGCAUGCUGGAAAUGAAUAAAGAAAAAUUGAAGUUGGAGAGGGAAAUUACGGCUGAUGAAUCCGAUAAUCCAGACGUCAAGAGUGUUGUGAGGCUGCUAUCAUCCGCAUUAGGCAUCGACUCGUCUAAAGCUUCAACCUUGGCAACAGCUACACCAAAAAAGAAAUCCUGAACGUUACAUGUUUAAAAGAAUUUUGUACACUUUUUACGUAAAUAUUACCUCGUUGGUAGGAUUAAUAACGUUUGUUACUUGUCUAUUAGAUUCAUGGGAUAUAAUAUUCAGUUCACGAAAACCUGCACAGUGGUUGAUCCAUUUUCUUCGUUUGUUUUAGUUCUCUAUAUAUUUUAAAGAUUUUAAAUAAAAGUAUUUUUUCAAUAUGA
This is a messenger RNA of Diabrotica virgifera virgifera (western corn rootworm), 3333 nucleotides long. Its product is annotated as SWI/SNF-related matrix-associated actin-dependent regulator of chromatin subfamily A containing DEAD/H box 1 homolog. Gene Ontology annotation, cellular component: nucleus. The coding region runs from base 158 to 3124 and encodes 988 amino acids. The record is from RefSeq and is a predicted model, not a curated record. NCBI's taxonomy places the organism in Eukaryota, Metazoa, Arthropoda, Insecta, Coleoptera, Chrysomelidae. Gene Ontology annotation, molecular function: ATP-dependent chromatin remodeler activity; DNA binding; ATP binding. The transcript has 13 exons.